Molecule: messenger RNA, 1291 nt
Organism: Brassica napus (rape)
Lineage: Eukaryota; Viridiplantae; Streptophyta; Magnoliopsida; Brassicales; Brassicaceae
Product: transmembrane emp24 domain-containing protein p24delta11-like
Exons: 4
Coding region: 553-1221 (222 amino acids)
Biological process (GO): endoplasmic reticulum to Golgi vesicle-mediated transport; Golgi organization; intracellular protein transport
Cellular component (GO): COPII-coated ER to Golgi transport vesicle; endoplasmic reticulum-Golgi intermediate compartment; Golgi apparatus
Source: RefSeq, a predicted model, not a curated record
UAUAAAACAUUGAUCAUUUCCUUAGGGCAUCUCCAACCCAACACUAAAAUAAGUAUGGAGUAAUCUAUUUUUUGCAUGUUCAUCACUUCAUUACGAAGUGAAAAAUAAAGUAUGAAUUAAAGUAUUUACUCCAUACUUAGUUUUACUUUAAUAGAGUUUUACAUUGGAAAUGCUCUUAAAUUAAUCGUCUCAAAUUAGGCUUUCAUAAAAAUUCGAUUCAGUUAUGGUAGAAUCAAGAAUGAAAUUUUAAUUCAGUACAUGCCCGAAAAUGAAUUAGUAGUUGCAUCCAAUCUCCAAAAAGUUUACUCAAAACUCGUGGAUGAGGUUUGGGGAGGUGUUGUCCUAUUCUUGGGUUGCAUGACUUUUUUGUGUUUGUAACCACAUGUGCAUGUGUUUGCUAGUCCCCAAACCAAACAUAAACUCAUCAGUUCCUUGUUACACGGAAACUAAUCUCAAAAGCUAUUUGACAUAACCAAAACUAGACAUCAACAUUAUUUUCUUCUCUUUCUUAAUUGUAACCAUUUCCUUUUUAAUUGCUGUUGCGUAACGGGAAUGGUUUUGCUCUCAUCAAGAUGUAAGAUUCAUAUGACAACGUCAAGAUGGAUCAUAAUAACGAUGACACUGAUGCUGAUGAGAAUAGGAGAAUCGAUGAGAUUGGAUCUGGAAUCAGGCAUGACCAAAUGCAUCUCCGACGACAUCAAAUUAAAUUACAUGACUGUAGGAACUUACACCGUCGUCAAUCCCAACGAAGCUCACCAUCUUCCUGCUUCCCACAAAAUCCAUGUCACUGUGACGUCACAUAAAGGGCACACUCAGCAUCAUGCAGAGAAUGUGGAGUCUGGGAAAUUCGUGUUCACGGCGAUGGAAGAUGGAGAUUACACAACAUGUUUUGUGGCUCCCGAAUUUAGACCUCCGGCGAAGUUCGCCGUUGAUUUCGAGUGGAAAAGUGGCGUCGAGGCUAAAGAUUGGGCCAACAUCGCCAAGAGAGACCAUAUCAACAUGCUGGAGGUGGAGGUAAGGAAACUACUGGAUACGACGGAAUCUAUACACGACGAAAUGUUUGAACUCCGGGAGAGGGAAAGGGAAAUGCAGGAGCUAAACCGAUCGACAAACUCAAGAAUGGCAGCUCUAAGUUUAAUUUCGUUGGUGUUUACAUUGUCGGUAGCUGGUUUACAACUAUGGCAUCUCAAGUCAUUCUUGGAGAGGAAAAAACUUCUCUAAAUUAGCAACAAGUUGUUUCUUUCACUAUGAUCACAUUUUGGUGUUCUCUCGGUUUGAACUUCUUUGUUUA